AAAUAAUCGCAUCUCAAAUGCACAAAUUAGACUUGAUCUGUUGCUUGGAUUUAGAUUAAUUUUAAGGAUUUAAAAAAUAAAUAUGACGCUCUGUUUUGAUCUGUAUGUAGACUGGUUUUAAGCUGCAGAUUAGAUGACACCUUAUAUAUUGGCUUGUCAGAAAAAAUGACCCAGUUUCCUCUGAGCCAUCAUACUUAUUGGGAUUCUUUACCUCCCUAUUUCUAGCUUUUUUUUGCUGAUAGAUGUCUUCACUGGGUAAAGAAUCUGAGACUGACAAUGCUGCUGUAAUGAACAAAUGUGUUUCAUAAGCUUCGAGUCAUGCAACAAAAAUAGUCAGAAAUUUAAUUUUUUUAAAUAUUUUAUAUAUAUUUGUGUGUGUGUGUGUAUUUAUAUUUAUAUGUAUGAAAGAAAUGUGAAUUCACGUCUGUACGGUAGAGCAUGCAGCUCAAACAAAUUGCAUGAAGAAUAUGGUUGAACUGGGUCACCAAAGGUCACUAGCAAGGACAUUGGUUAAUAUAAUGGGAAUAAAUACACAGCCUAAAGGAUGUUUAUUUACAUUAUAAACUUAUAUUUAAUUAUUGCAGGUUUGUGUAAUAUACUGAGUUUGUGUUUGAUUCUUGAUUUUAUUCAUUUAAGGAAUACUGAAUCUGUUUUCGUUCAAGUAAGAUAAGUAAUGGCAUGUUGACACUGAAGGAAGAACAACAGUAGCUUAGCUUCAUGUUUCUCCCAAUUUCUCUCAACAUGGCAACAGCUGUCAGUCAAUAUAUGUGAAUCAAAGUGAAAUUAAUUAAACUCCCAUAUACUCCCAUUAUAAAGAAAUGUGUUACUUAAAAAGGUAAUUUUAUUAGCUAAGUAUCUUAUUUUGCCCCCAGACAGCUGUUGAUAAUGUUUAUCGAGCACCGAAUAAUUUCUGAAGGAUCAUGAAUCAAAUGGGUUCACUACACAGAUGUGGCAAACCGUAUCAAGUACGUGAUUUUUUUUUUACGUUAUUGUAAAGUUUAACUCAUGUAACGUUAGCCAUGUGCAAGAAGGCAUUUCAUUACAAGAACCCCUGCAGAAGCAAGCACUGAUGCUGUGAACCUCUGCGGUCUCUGGGCUUUAUCAGAUGUCUUGAUUAAUUCAAUUCACUUCAGAGAUGUAUGAAGAGCACACUUUGAUAUACCUACAGCCAGUAUCUGCGUAACGCGGAAGGUCCUCAAACUCCCACGAUUGGCAUCUUGUUGAUUAGACAUGUGACUCACGGAGCUGCUUAUCCAAUAGCUGAACUUUAUUUUCUUAUGUCAGAUUGAAUCUGUUCUGUAGUCAGCUAGCUGAAAGCAUUAUCAAGAUUUGCAAUUGCUUGCUUGUUAAUAAUUCGUAAUUAAAUUCAUAAAAAAUAAAUAAAUACCCAAGAAUUUAUUACUGCAAGGAUUCUAUAUAUCCAAAUUGAUUGAGGAAAAUUAUAAUGUAGAAAAGUACAAAAUUAGAGCAAUUUCAAUUCAGUGCUUGAUUGGCCCUGUAUGUGCAAUAUGGUUUGCUCUUCUUGAAUGUAUAAGGUGCAGGUUCUAAAACUCAUUUAAGUUUACAUUGUGACAAAUAAAUACCUAUACAUUUGGAAUAUGGUGAACUCAUUGUGCAUGUUCAUUUUAUACCUCACACACCACCAUGGUUAAUUUAUUUAGUUCUGUACCGUUCCCUAGCAACGGUGGGACAACUAGCAAGAGAAGAAAAAUCGAAUGCUUGUGGAAGAGGAGGGUAGUGACAGAGGAGCAGGUGACAGCCGCAGGUUCAAGCCUUCUCAAUAGCAUCAACAAAUUCUCUGCAAAGAUGUCUACUGGAUCUCCAGUGAGCAACAAGACUUCCCCUAGCACAUCUCCACAGCCUCCUCUAAGCCCAUCAGCACAAUCAGACACAGAAGGUCAUGAGGACUCAAAACCUACUCCUGCAGCCUCUUCAUUUUCCUUACCUUGUUGGGCUACCCAGGCCCUAUGUGAUUUAGCAAGAUGUGAAACAGACCUCAGGCGACUAAGAGAGCAACAAGUGACUGAAGCACAGUCAGUAGGUCGAGGUGUGGAGCGUGCACUGCUUGGAGCACAAAGGGAGGAGCGUCGUCUACUGGAAAGGGUAGAACAAGAUCACAGGGACCUACAGCUCAGACUGGAACAGGUGCAGAGGGACAAUGGAGCAGCCAUAAGGGUUGGACAAAAAUUGGUUGACCAGCGGUUAUAUAAAGUCAUUAAACUUAGAGAGAUAAUAAAGAUAUGUGGUGAUUGUAAUAAAGAUCGAGAGGGGGAUCUGAAGCGGGACCAGCUUCUUAAGGGCGUUCAAGAACUAGUCCAACCUUGGGAAGUCUCACUUACUCUCAAACGUGUGUCUUUUAAGCCAAGUGCCCAACCAAACGCUGUAACUUUUGGUGAAAUCAAUGUACAAGACCACUACAUCCAUUUUCCUGUUGGAGGCUGUGGGCCGCAGGGGCAGUUGUGUUCCCUCCAUGCCAAUGAAGCACGCGGUGGGGCUCAUGUCAGUGGAGAGGGCCAGAGCACACCUGCUGGAACAAGUCCUUUGCAAAACCAAGUCUUAUCUCCUGGGCCUAACCCAAGGCACUCAACAACUAGUAGUGGGAACUUGAGGGUUGUCCGGAAGCUCCGUUUGUCAGCCCGAAGUGAUGAAGAAUCAGGGGAAGAGGUGAAACGUCAGUCCCCACAACUGCGUCAAAGAUCUCCUAAACAAGUCCUACGUGAAAGGGAUUCAUCACAGGAGGAUGAGUGUGAAUCUCCUUCAUCUGAAUGCAAAGGAGAUGAGCUCUUUUUGGCUGUACCAUCACUUAGUCAUGGCGAGGCAGAGGGUCAGGAUUUUGCCCAUGUACAAAAUGGACCAAUCACACAGUUUGCUUCACAGAGAGCAAGAAGGCAACGAGAACUCUCUCCAUCUCCAGAACAAGGUCACCAAGAACAAGGUGGCUGGUUCUUGCAUCAGUUUGACCAUAAAAAUCAUGCCAGACGGACCGUAUCUUCAUCACUGCAAAGCCCCAGAGAGAUAACCGCUAAUCAAGGCACCAACAACCACUUCCUUCGUGGUAGGUCUUGUUCUCAGUUAAGUGCAUCCUCAGAUGACCAGCCACAAAACCGUGCACCAUCCCCUGCAGACAGUGUAGAUUCUGGAUACACUUUCAUUGUCAACUCCCCCAGAGAUUUCACCAACUCCCUGCGUCCUACCGCUCGCCUCUCCAGAUCGGCUGCUGAUCUUUCCUAUUGCAACAGACCCCUCAGUGAAUCCAAAACACACCCGUCAAGCACAUGGAGUGUAACUAAGAGUCAUAUGUCCUCACUCUCAAGCCCCACCUUCCAAAAACGAAACGAGGUGUCACGGACCAAAUCCUGUCACAGUCAUGGUAACUUCUCUCAAAAGAACAACCAACAACAUGUUACUUGUUCCAGUAGAGUGUCUCGUUCACUCUCUAUGUCUGUUAUAGAUAACUCAUCUCAGAAAAAAAUAAACCACUUCACAUCAGGACGGCAAAAUUCUCUAAAUGAGAACAGACUGCGUGGAGAAAGAAGUGAGCCAGCUCUUCUGGAAUUAGAGGAGGAUGCCGAAUCAUUGGCACCAGAAGAGGUGCAUCUUGUCCGGCAGUUUGGUAAACAAGGCUCAGGACGUGCUGAUCUCACACUGCCCAGUGGUGUCCAUGCAACACCACAAGGCCAACUAUUCCUUGUGGAUUGUGGGAAUGCUCGUGUACAGGUAACUGAUGUCAAUGGCAAUGUCCUACAACAAGUGACUUCUCCAAGUAAUGACUUGGGAGGUUCCUCACGACGUUGCCGCAAUUACUUCGAUGUGGCUGUUAAUGCCAAGGGUUUAAUUGCUCUGAGCUGUGCAGCUGAAAGGGCUCUCCUGAUCCUUAGUCGGCAUGGGCGUCUCCUCCAAACAUUUGGAGGGGGACCCUACAUUGCAGGAGUACCUCGAGAUGAGUUGGAAGCACCGAGGGGAGUGACUGUCACCCAAAGAGAUGAAUUCCUAGUUGCAGAUAUACGAAAGGGCACUCUUACAGCACUAAAACUUGAACCUAAAACUGGUUCCAGAUUGGAACGCACUGUAGUUACCGGUUUCCACCGGCCUUACCUGGUCACAGCAUGCUUGCACUCUGGUCUUGUUGCAGUGUCUGAGCGAGGCAGUGAAAUGGGGCAGGAGCCUUGUGUGAAGAUUUUAGGACCAGGAUGGGACACUCUACGAAUCCUGGGUGUUUGUUCAAGCUUAGGACCCGUACUCUCCUGUCCGUGGGGCCUCUGCAUUGAUAAGGAUGGGUCUGUUUUGGUGGCAGACUGGGGAGAAAAACAUCGGGUGCUUCUAUAUCCCCCUGAUGGGGCAGGACGAGUGAUUGUGUCUGAUGGACUGAGCAGCCCUCGUGGACUGGCACUUUUACCUAAUGAUCUCCUCGUUGUGUCAGAUAGCAUGCACCACUGCAUUAAAAUUUAUCAGUACAAAUGAAGAGUUACUACAAAGCUUAAAAAUCAAAAUCAGGUAAAACUUUAGUAUAGGUAUCAGUACUUACUAUUAACCUAGCUGCUUAUUAGCAUAACUACUGAUAACAUAUUGGCUGUUUAUUUGCAAUUACAAAGCACAUUCUUUAUGACCAUAUUCUACGUCCCUUUUAUCCAGUACCUAAACUGAACAUCUACAUGACUAUUAAGCAGCAGAAUUGGACCUUAAUGAGAUGAAUAUUUAGCAAUAUAUAUGUAAUGUAUGUGUGUUUGUAUAGGCUAUGUAUAAUACAACACUUAUCACAGUCACAAAAGGGAUUGAAAAAAAAAUACUUUUAUACAAAAGACUGAAUGCAUAGGCUAAAUAACCUAGGAUUUUUGUGUGUUGUGCUUUGAUAUUUGUUUUGAAUCCCUGGUGAUUUUUCUUUGUACUGCACUUGUUUGACUUUGUAAUGAGACUAUACUGCAUGCUAUUGAUAAUAAAUAACCUUGCCAGCAGGAGGCAGUAAUGAUACAUCAACAUGUUAAUGCAUUUGAAAAGUAUCUGUUCAUCAGUGAACUCAAGAAAAAAAAAAAACUCAUUCCUAACACCAAUACAUAAUGGACAAGGCUCCUGAUUAUUAAAAAAAAUGUUUUUUAGAUGUUUUCUAAAAUAUCAGAAUUUAUAUGUGAGAAUGUCUUUGACUGUUCUUCAAACAUAACAUUAAAGGAGCUUAUAAGUCUAUC
Puntigrus tetrazona (Sumatra barb) is the source of this 5180-nucleotide messenger RNA. RefSeq lists its product as uncharacterized. NCBI's taxonomy places the organism in Eukaryota, Metazoa, Chordata, Actinopteri, Cypriniformes, Cyprinidae. Bases 1645 to 4461 code for a protein of 938 amino acids. Gene Ontology annotation, molecular function: ubiquitin protein ligase activity; protein binding; translation repressor activity. The transcript has 2 exons. Gene Ontology annotation, biological process: protein polyubiquitination; proteasome-mediated ubiquitin-dependent protein catabolic process; negative regulation of translation. The record is from RefSeq and is a predicted model, not a curated record.